GCCGCCUCCUUCUGCUCCUCCUGCUCCUUCUCCUGCUGCCAGAGGAGGACCUGCUCCUGCCUCCUCCAUCCUCUCCCGCAGGUCCUAGGUCUUGAUGAUUCUGCAUGAAGCUUGAGGAGGCCAUGGCAGGUCUGGUUGGAUGCCUUUUGAAUCGUCAACCCCUUUAAUGUAAAGGACACACUGUGAAUUGGAAAAAUGAAGAUUAUUUGGCUCCCCGUUGAUAUGGAAGACUGAAAGGAGAUUCAUGUGGUCUUAUUUGUGAAAGGAAAUCACAAAAAUUUAGCUGCAAAGAUGAGUUCAGAGGAGAAAGGUAUAUCUCCUGCUCACAAAACCUCUACACCGUCUCAUAAAAGUGCCUCUUCUUCGUCAUCUUCCCAGAGGGACAGUAGGCAGAGUGGCCAUAUAUUAGAGCGAAAUAUUUCUUCAGGAAGUGCAGAUCUGGUAAUGGGCAAGCAGUUGCUAGAAAAUGAACCAGUCACCAUAUCUAAAGAGCCAGACAACUGGGAAAUUAUAGAAGGUCUGAAAAUUGGUCAGACUAAUGUUCAGAAGCCAGACAAACAUGAAGGAUUCAUGCUGAAGAAACGGAAAUGGCCUUUAAAAGGCUGGCACAAGCGCUUUUUUGUCCUGGAUAAUGGAAUGUUGAAGUACUCAAAGUCACCGAUUGAUACUCAGAAAGGGAAGGUCCAUGGAAGCAUAGACGUUGGUUUAUCGGUUAUGUCAAUUAAAAAGAAAGCUCGUAGGAUAGAUCUUGACACCGAAGAGCACAUCUACCACUUGAAAGUGAAAUCCCAGGAUUCUUUUGAUGCUUGGGUGUCAAGGCUACGCCACCACCGACUAUACCGUCAGAAUGAGAUUGUACGAUCACCACGAGAUGCCAGCUUUCACAUAUUCCCUUCAACUUCAACCACCGAGUCUUCACCAGCUGCUAAUGUUGCCAUGCUGGAAGCUAAGGUAUCACAGAAUAACUUCCCAUGGCAGCCACCUAUCCCUUGCAGUAACAGCCUGUCUCCAUUACCUGCAACAUGUACCACUGGCCAAAGUAAAGUAGUUGCUUGGUUGCAAGACUCAGAAGAGAUGGAUAGAUGUUCAGAAGAUCUUGCACACUGCCAGUCAAACCUUGUGGAACUCAGUAAAAUCCUUCAAAACUUAGAAAUACUUCAGAGAACUCAGUCAGCUCCAAACUUCACCGAUAUGCAGGCUAACUGUGUAGAUAAGAAAGACAAGCGUGUCACAAGAAGAUGGAGAACAAAAAGUGUCAGCAAAGAUGCUAAAAUACAGCUCCAGGAAGGGACAACGCUGAAAAGCCAGUUCAGUUCUGCACGGCGCCGACAGAGACUGGCGGCAGCAGUGGCUACAACAGUCCCUUUCAGUUCCACCAUGUCUCCUGUUCGCCUCCAUUCAUCCAAUCCUAACCUCUGUGCGGACAUCGAAUUUCAGAUGCCACCAAGUCACGUCGCUGACCCCCUGGAAACCUCCACGGACUACAUAAAACUCCAGGAAGAAUUUUGUCUCAUGGCACAGAAAGUACACUCUCUUCUGAAGUCUGCCUUCAAUAGCAUUGCAAUAGAGAAGGAAAAACUUAAACAGAUGGUUUCAGAACAUGAUUUCACAGGACAUAGCACACAGAUAACACGUCUCCGACAAUCUCUUUCUCAGGCUCUCAACCAGAAUGCUGAACUAAGGAGUCGCUUGAACAGAAUACAUUCAGACUCUGUUCUUUGUGAUCAGGUUGUCAGUGUAAAUAUUAUCCCUAGCCCUGAUGAGUCAGGUGAACAGAUCCAUGUCAGCCUCCCGCUCUCCCAGCAAGUUUCUCAUGAGAGCCGCCUCUCCAUGUCUGAAUCUGUCUCUGAAUUCUUUGAUGCACAAGAGGUGCUUCUGUCUGCAAGCUCAUCAGAAAAUGAGGCUUCCGAUGAUGAAUCAUACAUCAGUGAUGUCAGUGACAACAUAUCUGAAGACAACACCAGUGUCGCAGACAAUAUUUCUCGGCAAAUACUUAAUGGUGAACUAUCAGGAGGUGCUUUCAGAAAUGGACGAAGGACGUGUCUCCCAAGCCCCUGUCCUGAUACUAGUAAUAUCAAUUUGUGGAACAUUUUGAGAAAUAAUAUUGGAAAGGAUCUCUCCAAAGUAUCUAUGCCAGUAGAACUCAAUGAGCCUUUGAAUACCUUGCAGCAUCUUUGUGAGGAACUAGAAUAUAGUGAGCUUUUGGAUAAGGCUGCUGAAUCUGAUGACCCCUACGAACGUAUGGUCCUAAUUGCUGCUUUUGCAACGUCAGGAUAUGCCUCCACUUAUUACAGAGCUGGAAGCAAGCCCUUUAACCCUGUCCUUGGUGAGACUUAUGAGUGUAUUAGGGAAGACAAAGGAUUUCGAUUUUUCUCAGAGCAGGUUAGCCACCACCCACCUAUUUCUGCCUGUCACUGUGAAUCAAAGAAUUUUGUGUUUUGGCAAGAUAUCAGGUGGAAAAACAAAUUCUGGGGCAAAUCGAUGGAAAUCCUGCCAAUUGGAACCCUGAAUGUAAUACUUCCCAAGUAUGGUGAUUGCUAUGUAUGGAACAAAGUCACUACUUGUAUACACAACAUCCUCAGUGGAAGGAGAUGGAUAGAGCAUUACGGGGAAAUAACCAUCAGGAACACAAAGAGUGGUAUCUGUAUAUGUAAACUCACUUUUAUGAAGGUGAAUUACUGGAAUUCGAAUGUAAAUGAAGUUCAUGGUGUCAUCAUGGAUCAAGAAGGAAAGGUGGUGCAUCGCCUCUUUGGAAAGUGGCAUGAAGGACUAUAUUGUGGCGUUGGGCCUUCGGCAAAAUGUAUAUGGCGGCCAGGCUCGAUGCCAACCAACUAUGAGCGUUAUUAUGGCUUUACAAGGUUUGCCAUUGAGCUGAAUGAGUUAGAUCCUGCCUUGAAAGACCUCCUUCCAAGAACAGAUGCACGAUUCCGGCCAGAUCAAAGGUUCUUGGAAGAGGGGCAUUUAGAAGCAGCGGCCACAGAAAAACAAAGAAUAGAGGAACUCCAGAGAAACCGGAGGCGCUACUUAGAAGAAAAUCAUAUGGAACACAUACCAAAAUUUUUUAAAAAAGUUAUCGAUGCCAAUCAAAGAGAAGCCUGGGUUUCUAAUGACACGUAUUGGGAACUCCGAAAGGAUCCUGGCUUUAGUAAAAUAGAAACCCUCAAACUCUGAUUGGAAAAUUGCACUCUUCUCUGCUCUGAGCCUGUUCCCUCUCCUUCAAGUUUCCGCAAAAGCUCAAGAAGACCUAGUUUGUAUGAUUUGCUUCUUUGUUAAAAUGCUGCUUAUUCGCUGAAAGGCGCUGUAUCUAACAACGGCCCACUCAGGCCCCUUUUACUGACCUCAGUUAUAUCCACGUGUUUAGUUUUUUGAAGUAGAUUUUGUCCCUCUCUUCUGUAAGUCCAGUAAAGCUCAUCGGGCAGAUUUGGGAAACAGUUAUCCCUGCAGAAUUGAGGAGAGGCAGGGGUUCAGCCUUGGAAAAGUGUCGAAAUUGGCAGGAUCCCUAAAACUGGGCUUCGCAGCAUGCAGAAAGCCUCCAAGUCUCUCGUACUUCUACAUGCUUGGCUUGCAACCGCAACCUUAGUUUGGGCCUGGUGUGCUGAUGCAAAAGAUUAUUUCCACAAAGAAUUUUUCUAAAGGUCUGCAACAGUUCUCCAGUCUAAAAUAAAACAUCUGAAUCCUGUGUGGCCCCCAAGUUAAAGUUUGAAGUAAAUGCAGAUUUGUGGAUGUGGAUGCAGAAAGUUUCCUUGCUGUUGCAUACAAGUACUGGGUGAAUAAAGACUAAUCCACAUGUUUAGGUUAAUCAAUUUCCUUUCCGCCAUUAUGGUGUUUCUCAGAAUGGUGCCAGUUUGGAGACUGGAACAAUUCAGUUAUCUCUGUGGGCUGUUGAGUGAAACCAACUGUUAAUAAAAAGCAAUGAUAUUUGUCUGUUUCCUUCUGUAGACUAUGAAUUGUAUCCUCAGUUCUUUGUUUCCCAUUUCCUACACAAAUUAACCACUGAAUUGCUUCAAUGCAAAACAACCUUUUGUUGAUUUAUUUGUUUGCCAGUGAACUAAUGUGAAGAAAGGUAUACAUAUUAUGCCUUAAAGAUAAUAGCUGAGCUUGGUUUUGAAAUUCUGUUUGUUCUAAGAGAGGGAAAAAAAAUUGUUCAAUGAUGCACAAUAUUUUGUUUUACUCAUUUCCAAAAACGUGUGCUGAAAGAACCAUGUUGAAACUGAAUUGUCUUUACAACCUCAACACACCCUAGACUGAAUUCAGUAAAUGUUCAGUUCCCUAUGUUUAGCAAGCCCUGUAAAACCUAACCACAGCUUCCUGGUUUGUAUCCUGUGGCUGCAAUUGGAAAAAAGUGACAUUCAGAACCGAAGAGCUUGUGUGUGAAUCUGAAACAUCGUUUCCACUGGUUCCACUGCCAAAGAAACAAGCCAUUGCUCACUUGCAAAAGUGUCCCGCUUUCCCCCCCUUUGUCAGUGGGAGCUGUUCUGGCAGCAAAUAAAUCCGCUGCUUUGGUAACACAUGGUUCUGUUCAAUAUGCGUGUCUCACUUAUUUGGAUUGUCUGGUACGUUGUGCUACCAAAAAAGCAGGAAAACUGUGCCUCUUCAAAUGAAUGUUGUACAGAGGAAUGUUCCACUUGUAAGAAAAUGGGCCUCAAUAAAUUCACAGCAAUUACUUUGUAAA
Molecule: messenger RNA, 4672 nt
Organism: Anolis sagrei ordinatus
Lineage: Eukaryota; Metazoa; Chordata; Lepidosauria; Squamata; Anolidae
Gene: OSBPL6
Product: oxysterol binding protein like 6
Cellular component (GO): cytosol; membrane; intracellular membrane-bounded organelle
Molecular function (GO): cholesterol binding
Source: RefSeq, a predicted model, not a curated record